AUGUCGUCCAUGCUCCUCCCGAACACCGCUGCGCAGAUACUGCGCAAACGGUCGACUCCCUGGCCGUUUCACGCCGCGCAGAGCAUGCGUACGCUGCAAGAUGUUUUGUUUUUCGUCAUAAGCAGCUUCGUCUCAGCGCGCGCCUACUUACCGGACUAA
Molecule: messenger RNA, 159 nt
Organism: Trametes versicolor FP-101664 SS1
Lineage: Eukaryota; Fungi; Basidiomycota; Agaricomycetes; Polyporales; Polyporaceae
Exons: 2
Coding region: 1-159 (52 amino acids)
Source: RefSeq, a predicted model, not a curated record